UUAAGGGACAAACUGUGCGCAUUAGUCCCCCUGAACCGGGGUUGUUCACAAAUAUAAUUUGGGCACAAUAUGGUGGAGCCGGUGGGAUUCAUUGAAGCGUGGAAAGCACAGUUCCCUGAAUCAGAGCCCCCCAAGAUGGAGCUGCGUUCGGUUGGUGGUAUUGAGCAAGAGCUGGAAAAGUGUAAAGCAUCCAUCAGGCGCCUGGAGCAAGAGGUGAACAAGGAGCGCUUCCGCAUGAUCUACUUGCAGACCCUCCUGGCUAAGGAGAGGAAAAGCUAUGACAAGCAGCGGUGGGGCUUCAGGAAGACCCCCCUGAAUGAGGGGGUGGACCCUGCAGCCCCACAGGGUGCAGAGUCCCAGUCCCAGCAGCCACACAUGCAGGAGACUGGUGGAGUUGGAGUAGUUGUGGGAGGAUGUGGUGGAGGUUACGCUGGUGUAAGUGGGGGUGUUGGGGACAGGAACCGUUAUCAGCCACUUGGAGAUGGAACCGGCAGGUCCAAACCUAGGCCUCCGCCUGCCAGGAAAUCAGCCUCCCACGGAGAUGGCCUGGAGUCAGCCUUUGAGGUACCUCAGCAGGCUGAGUCAAUGUCCUGUGACAACCUCGAUGGCCUCUCACCAUCCAAGCAAAGAGGAGGCAUCACUGUUUCACCCCGCAGACCCAACCUCCCACCCCCAGACAAAGAACUGCCCACUGACCCAAAGGACAAGCUGGGGAUGGGACUUGGUGUGGCAGCUCUUAGGUCCAACUUUGAGAGGAUCAAGCGGGCCAACUCUCACUCUGCGGGUGAUGUAGCUAAGGGCCAGGAGAAGCCACUGCCACCACCGCCCUUCUACACCAACAUGGAAUUUCACCAUGAGAGAGGUCUGGUCAGGGUCAAUGACCGUGACGUUUCCGACAAGAUCAGCUCCCUGGGCAGCCAGGCCAUGCAGAUGGAGCGAAAGAGAUCUCUGCACUCCCUCCCAGGUAACCUGGCAACGGUAGCAGGAGAGCUCCGCGCCAGGCCAGUGUAUAGAGGGCGCUCUACCGAGAGCACCUGUGGCUAUGAUGCAGAAUAUGAAGAUGGAGAUCCCAACCAGCGUCAUUCAGGGAGGGCUAAUGGGGGCAAACCUCCACCCCCACCUUGGCAGCCCUCCGAGUUCCAGGCAUAUUCCAGUGUCUAUGUCGGCGGGGUGAUGAUGGGUGAAGGUGGUGGCGGAGAUGGGAGAGGUGGUGGCGGAGGUGGUAGUGGAGUCACAAUGAGAGACCACGGGGGAGGUGACGACCACCUCCUGACCUGGCCACGCCGUUCCUACUCGCCGGGGAGCUUUGAGGACGUUGGUGGAGGUGGCGGAUACACACCAGACUGCAGCUCCAAUGAGAACCUGACGUCCAGUGAGGAGGACUUCUCCUCAGGCCAGUCCAGCCAUGUCUCACCCAGCCCCACUACAGCCUUCCGCCGGCCCUUCAGGGAGAAGAGCCGCUCGCCGUCCCAGAACUCCCAGAACUCCCAGCACUCCUUUGACAGCAGCAGCCCUCCGACGCCGCAGUCCCAGAAGCGUCACCACCGGCAGCAGGGAGGCCAUGUGGUCAUGUCUGAGGCCACUAUUGUGAGUGUCCGCAAGACUGGUCAAAUCUGGCCACCUGCUGCCCAUCAUGACCUUGUGCCCCAUGGGAGAACAUCGCAUGACAACAGUUUCCAUGGAGACCACCUAGAUGGUCAUUUCACCGGGACCCCUCCCUCAUAUGGGUACGAUGCAGACCGUGCAGAAGAGCAGCGGAGGCACCACGACAUCCUACCUUACAUCGAUGACUCACCGUCAUCUUCACCGCACCUCAGCUCCAAGAGCCGCAGCAGUCGGGACACCCUCUCCUCUGGAUCUUUGGAGUCCUCCAAAUCGACUGAAUGUGACCUGGAAAAAGGUUUGGAGAUGAGGAAGUGGGUCCUGUCUGGGAUUUUGGCCAGCGAGGAAACAUACCUCAGCCACCUGGAAGCACUGCUUCUGCCCAUGAAGCCUUUGAAGGCUGCAGCUACAACAUCGCAGCCUGUGCUCACUGUGGCCCAGAUAGAAACCAUAUUCUUCAAAGUGCCUGAACUAUAUGAGGUCCACAAGGAGUUCUACGACGGACUUCUGCCCCGCGUCCAGCAGUGGAGCCACCACCAGAGAGUUGGGGAUCUCUUCCAGAAACUGGCCAGCCAGUUAGGAGUUUACCGGGCCUUCGUAGACAACUACGAGUUGGCCGUGGAGACAGCAGAGAAGUGCUGCCAGGCUAACACGCAGUUUGCUGAAAUCUCUGAGAACCUGAGGGUGAGGAGCCCCAAGGACUGUAAGGACCAGACGGCCAAGAACUCUCUAGAAGCUCUCCUAUAUAAACCAGUGGACAGAGUGACACGCAGCACAUUGGUGCUUCAUGACUUGCUCAAACACACGCCCACCAGCCACCCGGACCAUCCUCUCCUGCAGGAUGCCUUGCGGAUCUCCCAGAACUUUCUGUCCAGCAUCAACGAGGAGACCACGCCCCGACGCCAGUCCAUGACCGUCAAGAAGGGAGAGAAUCGGCAGCUGUUGAGAGAUAGUUUCAUGGUAGAGUUGGUGGAGGGAGCCAGGAAGCUGCGGCAUGUCUUCUUCUUCAGUGACCUGCUGCUCUGCGCCAAACUGAAGAAACAGAUCGGAGGUAAAAACCAACAGUAUGACAGUAAGUGGUACAUCCCCCUAACCGAGCUGACCUUCCAGGGCCCCGAAGAGGCCGAGCCACUUACUAUCCCCCAGGUCCCAGAUGAAGAGCUGGACGCCAUGAAAGUUAAGAUCUCACACCUCCGCAGUGAGAUCCAGAGAGAGAAGAGAGCCAACAAGGGUUCAAAAGUCAUCGACCGUCUCAGGAAGAAGCUGUCUGAGCAGGAGUCUCUGCUCCUCCUCACGUCUCCAAGCACGCCCCUCCGACUAUACAACAAGAACGGCAAGAGUUACAGUUUUCUGAUUUCAUCUGACUAUGAACGUGCAGAGUGGAAGGAAAUAAUUAAGGAACAGCAGAAGAAAUGUUUGAAAACGUCCUCCUUGACUUCUAUGGAGCUGCAGAUGUUGACCAGCUCCUGUUUAAAACUGCAGACUGUCCACCACAUUCCACUUAGUGUCAAUAAAGAGGAGGAUGAAUCCCCCGGUCUCUACGGGUUCCUGAAUGUAAUCGUCCACUCUGCCUCCGGCCUCAAACAGAGCUUGAAUCUCUACUGCACAAUGGAGGUGGACUCCUUUGGCUUCUUUUCAAAUAAAGCCAAGACGAGAGUAUAUAGAUAUACCACUGAACCCAAAUGGAAUGAGGAGUUUGAGAUUGAGCUGGAGGGCUCUCAGACCCUGAGGCUCCUCUGCUAUGAGAAGUGUUACAACAAGACCAAACAGAACAAAGAGGAUGGAGAGAGCUCAGACCGCAUCAUGGGGAAAGGACAGAUCCCGCUCGACCCUCAGACUCUUCAAGGCAAAGACUGGCAGAGAACAGUUAUUCCCAUGAACGGGAUCGAGGUCAAACUGUCCAUGAAGUUCACCAGCCGAGAGUUCAGCCUGAAGAGGAUGCCCUCGCGGAAACCCAUGGGUGUGUUUGGAAUCAAGAUUUCCACAGUGACCAAGCGAGAACGCUCCAAGGUGCCCUACAUUGUCCGGCAGUGCCUAGAGGAGAUUGAAAGGAGGGGUAUGGAGGAGGUGGGCAUCUACCGAGUAUCAGGAGUGGCCACAGACAUUCAAGCCCUGAAGACUGCCUUUGACACCAAUCAUAAAGACGUGUCAGUGAUGAUGAGCGAGAUGGACGUCAACGCCAUCGCCGGGACCUUGAAGCUGUACUUCAGAGAGCUGCCAGAGCCGCUCUUCACUGAUGAGCUCUACCCCAAUUUUGCAGGCGGCAUCACCCUGUCUGAUAGUGUUGCCAAAGAGAGCUGUAUGCUGAACUUGCUACUGUCACUGCCAGAACCAAACCUGGUCACAUUCCUGUUCCUUCUGGAUCACCUGAAGAGGGUGGCAGAGAAGGAGAGCAUCAACAAGAUGUCUCUCCACAACCUGGCAACGGUGUUUGGGCCAACCUUGUUGAGGCCCUCUGAGAAGGACAGCAAGAUCCCCACUAACCCAACACAACCCAUCAGCAUGGGGGACAGCUGGUCCCUGGAAGUUAUGGCUCAGGUCCAGGUGUUGCUGUAUUUCCUGCAGCUGGAGACGAUCCCCACACCAGACAGUAAACGACAGAGCAUCCUCUUCUCCACUGAAGUAUAG
Molecule: messenger RNA, 4230 nt
Organism: Scomber scombrus (Atlantic mackerel)
Lineage: Eukaryota; Metazoa; Chordata; Actinopteri; Scombriformes; Scombridae
Gene: bcr
Product: BCR activator of RhoGEF and GTPase
Exons: 23
Coding region: 70-4230 (1386 amino acids)
Biological process (GO): positive regulation of GTPase activity; protein phosphorylation; intracellular signal transduction
Cellular component (GO): membrane
Molecular function (GO): guanyl-nucleotide exchange factor activity; GTPase activator activity; protein serine/threonine kinase activity
Source: RefSeq, a predicted model, not a curated record